Molecule: messenger RNA, 691 nt
Organism: Cladocopium goreaui
Lineage: Eukaryota; Dinophyceae; Suessiales; Symbiodiniaceae
Source: the annotation of a GenBank genome assembly
GAGGAGCCAUCGCGAUGCUACGGCACAAGUGGCCGCGCGGCUGCAGAAAUUGCAGCGAAGUCUUUUUGACGAAGACGCAGGCAAAGUCACUUUCGAAGCGGCUGUGGCCAUGAUCCUAGAGUUGCCAGAGCGUCUCAAAUCCGUAGAGGACAGCACCCAGACCCUGCUGAUCCAAGUGAACAAGAACAGGGACGACCAGCUGAAACGAGCCUCGACGCGAGUCAAUAUCCCAGCUGUAAAGGCGGCCCAAGAGUUUGAAAUCCAUGACAAACCAGUGGAACAGGCGGUGAAGGAAUGCCGAGAAGCCGUGAAUGUGAUGUUGGAGAUGCAAAGGACAUUUACCGAUGGACAAGAAGAAUUGUUGCGCACCAGGCUCCUCCGUUUCGAAGAGGAAUUCCACAAAGCGGGCAUUGCCAACGCCGACGAGAUUGCGUUUCGAUAUAGCACGCAAUCUCGUGAACUGGAGGGGAUCUAUGCACGGCUCGAGGGCGUGGAACAUGGUAUUCAACGUGGGGAGGAAUCCUUUGAACAGCUCUCCAAAUGGAAGGAGAAGCACAGCUUUUCGAUCUUCGAUUUGGAGCGGCGCACGUCGGAGGACGGCUCGGCAGAGAGUCAAUUGAAGCUGCUCAUGGCCGACGUCGAGGUACCUGAAGCCAAGCUGCUGAGAGUAGCACUCUGUUUGAGGUCUUAG